Molecule: messenger RNA, 1245 nt
Organism: Mycena indigotica
Lineage: Eukaryota; Fungi; Basidiomycota; Agaricomycetes; Agaricales; Mycenaceae
Product: Ribosome biogenesis protein Sqt1
Exons: 5
Coding region: 1-1245 (414 amino acids)
Molecular function (GO): protein binding
Source: RefSeq, a predicted model, not a curated record
AUGACCUCCCACCACGAAGAAAUGGACGAAGACGAAGAGCAACAGUUCAUCAGUCAAGAGGACGUGCUUGCUGAAGUACCUGAUGACGAUGAUGACCACCCAAUGGACGACGAUGAAGAAGACGACCAAGUUGGAGACUUGCCUGGCCCUUCAGGAUCCAGCGAGGACAACUCACUUCAGGCUUUUGCUGCCCAUGCCUCCUCUGUUUUUGCUGUCGCUGGCCACCCCACCGAACCGCUCGCUGCAUCAGGCGGCGAAGACGAUCUGGGCUACAUUUGGGACAUCACCGAUGGCGAAAUUAUCGUAAAAUUAUCUGGCCACAGCGACAGUGUCACCAGUGUCGCCUGGAGUGCGGAUGGAGAAAUGAUUGCGACUGGUGGAAUGGAUGGUAAAAUCAGGGUAUGGCGGCGGGUCGGGAAAGAAAAUUAUCGGACCUGGGAGUUCCUGACUCAGCUUGAGGGCCCCGAUGAAGUUAUGUUUUUGCGAUGGCACCCGAAAGGGAGCGUUUUACUAGCAGGAUCAAAUGAUACGACGCUGUGGCUUUGGCAAUUACCUUCGGGUAACACUAUGCAGGUUUUUGCGGGCCACACGGGAGCCGUCCAAUGUGGUGAAUUCACGCCCGAUGGCAAACGCAUCGUCUCCGCCUGUGCAGACGGUAGUCUGAUAUUUUGGGACCCACGAUCCCCCAGUCCCCUCUUCAAGUUGACACCGGACGACGCGCGCUUUGAUCUUGAUGGAAUCACAUCGCUAGGCGUAAAUCAUUCCUCGUCAUUGGCUGUUGUUGGUGGUGCAGCAGGAGGCGUAAGGGUCAUUAGUCUCAAUAAAGGCGAAAUCGUUGCAACUCUCGGUGGACAUACAGAAGGCGAAAGCAUCGAGGCUAUCGCCUUUGUUGACCUCACUGGCAACACAACAGGAGCGGGUGUUGUUGUGACCGGCGCAACUGAUGGUAAAGCUUGUGUCUGGGACCUUACAACGAUGAAACUACGCGCAACAUUAGAACAUGAUGACGCGGUCACGACGUUGCUUGCUCAUCCGUCGCCGAAAGGUUACCUGCUCGUCUCUGCUUCUGCUGAUAAGAUGCUGCGGACUUGGGAUGCGAGAACUGGCAAUUUAGUGCGUAAACAUUUGGGUCACCAAGGAGCUGUACUAGGCGCUUCAUUUGGCCUACAAGGGUCUGUCGUUCUGAGUGCUGGGGACGAUGGCGCCUGUCUAGUAUUUACGACGGAGGAGGCUGAAGAACCAUAA